AUGCUUUUGAAGAUAACAUAUAAAUUGGGGGCAACUCAGACUUAGAGUUUCAAUGAAUAGAGUUUCAAUCCGGAAGAUGAGUUUUCUGGCGGGAAGGUUAGCAGGGAAAGAAGCAGCCUUUUUCUUCCAGGAAUCCAAACAAGCCGUAGGAAAAUUAGCCGAAAAGAAGCGUCUUCCUAAGAGCAACGACAACCUUAACCUUCACGAAGGACAUGAACUUGAUCUUGCGGACGUGCUUCCCGAGGUUCUGAGGCACUCCCUUCCUUCCAAGGUGUUCAGAAACGACACUGCCACCUCUUCUUCCUUCUCUGCCUCCAAAUGGGUCCUUCCUUCUGACCCCAAAACCCAAUCUUCCGUAUCCCCCGACGCUCUCAAUCCUCUCCGUGCUUACCUUUCCCUACCCCAAGUCACCUUUGGCCCCAAAAGGUGGGAACCGCCUGAAGCAGCAAACAAGGUUUCAGCCUCAACGGCUAAUGAAUUGCGUCAUGACCGGUAUGCUAUCCAUGUUAACCCGGAGAAGUUAAAAGCUGCAGGCGAAGGGCUUGCACAUGUCGGAAAGGCAUUUGCUGUUGCCACUGCAAUUGUAUUUGGUGGAGCUGCAUUGGUACUCGGUAUGGUGACAUCCAAGUUAGAGCUGCAUAAUGUCGGUGACAUCAAAACUAAGGGAAAAGACUAUGUUGAGCCACAACUUGAGAAUAUUAAAGAGCAAUUUAUUCCCUUCAAAAUAUGGGCUGAGAAUAUGUCAAGAAAGUGGCAUAUGGAAAAGAAAGAUGUUGAGCAGAACACUCUUGUAAAGGAGCUAUCUAAAAUGUGGGGUGCAAAAACAACAGAUUGAGAUUUACAAAUUUAUUUGUUUUCCUUUUACUUCAGUUGCUUUGGAAAUUAUGUCAUGGGCAACAAAACAUAGAUAAAUUGGAUGUAGUAUGCCUCUGGCUGUUGUGACUGUAAAUGUUGAAGCAUGCCAGAGGGUAAGAAUAAGGAAAAUGAUAUUUGUAUAACAAAAUAAUAUAAUGAUUUACAACUUGUUUUA
Messenger RNA from Cajanus cajan (pigeon pea), 1030 nucleotides. Its product is annotated as coiled-coil protein. The record is from RefSeq and is a predicted model, not a curated record. Lineage: Eukaryota; Viridiplantae; Streptophyta; Magnoliopsida; Fabales; Fabaceae.